This is a messenger RNA of Phanerochaete carnosa HHB-10118-sp, 3373 nucleotides long. RefSeq lists its product as uncharacterized. The transcript has 13 exons. The record is from RefSeq and is a predicted model, not a curated record. NCBI's taxonomy places the organism in Eukaryota, Fungi, Basidiomycota, Agaricomycetes, Polyporales, Phanerochaetaceae. Gene Ontology annotation, cellular component: nucleus. The coding region runs from base 216 to 3137 and encodes 973 amino acids. Gene Ontology annotation, molecular function: DNA-binding transcription factor activity, RNA polymerase II-specific; DNA binding; zinc ion binding. Gene Ontology annotation, biological process: DNA-templated transcription.
UAUCGUCCUCGGCACUGGGCAGCACGUCCUGCACAGCGAGCACUUGCGCCUACCGCGCUCAAACGUGCCGAACCUCUGUGUCUUCCCCUUUUCCCCUCGUCUCCGUUGCGUAAUUCGGAUUUUAUUUGCACGCCUAACCGUACCCACGAGCCCGGCGGUCCGAUUGGCCUCGCCUGAAAUCAGUUGUUUAUAAGCCUCGUUCAGUUGCUUUCAUAAUGAGCAGCCAUCCGCCCGCGACCGACAACGCUCCAUCUGACGGUACCUCGCAGCCGCCCAAGCAAUCUUCCCCGACUCACCCCCCGGCUCAACCAAAGAAAUCAAGAAAGGCCAGAACAAAACCGGGGGCCAAUUCCCAAGUCUCACCAAGAGAGCCCACGCCUACGUCUAUCGUGGAUCACUCACGCAUCUCCAACGUCAGGGAACAGCCGCCGUCGGAAUCCUCGCCUCGCUUUGGUGACCACCUCCCCCACUACGCCGUGCACGGACAGUCCUACGUCCUACACCCAGGUUAUGCAAUGAACGGCCAUUCGUACCAGUCGUCGCCGUCGCCGUAUCAGCAGCCUGCCUCCGCUGGAUCCCCUCACAACGGCCAAGGCUCCCACAUGGGCCCAGGCAUCCCUGGUGCGCCAACCUAUCCGUACCCUGUCCAGCAUCCCGCCUACGGACACCCAUACCCUUCGUACCCACACUACCCAGCCCCGCCUAGCGUGGUCAUGUACGGCGCGCCUGCCCCAAGUGCGCACGCCGAGCACCCACAUCCAUCAUCCCAGUCGCAAGCCGAAGCAUCGACACCACCGACGCCGGCUCCCGCGACAGGGAAGCGAAAAAAUUCGUCCGGCGACGCAACCCGUGGAGGUUCGGCCAGCGCAGCUGGGCAGUCAGAGAGCAAAAAACGGACAAAGACUCAGCGUGCUUGUGAUAGCUGUAGAAGCCGAAAGAUCAGAUGUGACGUGCUAGCGGACACCGAACCACCUGAGUGUCAGCACUGUAAACAAUACGGCUUCGAUUGUACCUUCUUCCUUCCCAUCACCGAGACACGCUUCAGGAAACAGAAGCUAGAAGCGUUGAAACAGGAAGAGGAGGAGAAGGAACGGCACCGAGGCGACGCGACGACGGUGCAGUCUCCCACAACGGAUGGCGGUGGCCGCAGCUCAGAGGUCCGCGUUUUUGGGCCGACCUCACCCGCCUACCUGCUGCAUUCCCAAGCGAUGAUCUCAUCGCGAACAUACGAAAGCUACGACACGCGGUACCACCAUACUUGGGAUGUGAGCACUGGCAACGACGGCGUCCUGCAGGUACACGAACCGCAGCCGCCGGGCGAGAUGCAGCUCGCGCACCCGAAGCCGAUCGACCCGUCGAUCGAACGAGAUGUUGUUGAGAAGCUGCUCAAUGCGUACUUCGCGGACAUCGCGCCGCUGUUGCCCGUGAUCACGCGAGAAGAGUUCAUCGCGAGUAACCCGCCGCAGCCGAUCUUGCUGUAUUCGAUCUGUCUCGUCACCGCGGCUCGCCGCGAAACCCCACAAGCCACCUUUGACCAGUUCCGGUUCGCAGUGAACAGUCUGAUCAAGCAGGAAGACGUGCUCUCCACGGCAUCCAUCGUGAACCUUCAGGCGUUGUUGAUCCUCUCCAUGUGUGGUGAUUGCCACUCACAGUAUGCGCCACACGCGCUGUCAGCGCUUUGGGUCCGGCUGGGAAGUGCUAUUCGUAUGGCGCAGGACCUCGGCUUGCACCGUGCAGAGGCGGUCAAGCAGAACAUCGAACUCAGGCGGCGUCUGUGGGUCAUCUGUGUCAUUCUCGAUCGAUGGGUGGGCGUUACGUAUGGGCAUCCGUCCAUGAUAGACGUGAACGACUGCGACGCUCGGCUGCCCUCGUCUGGAGACGAAACGGACCUGUAUUUGGACUAUCUGGCACGCCUGAGCCUAAUCCUAGGGCGUGUGAUGAAGAAUAUCUAUAGCCCGGCCGGCUUGAGCGUAACGACUGAUGAAGCGCUGCAAGGCAUCCUUACCGAUCUCGAAGGCUGGCGGGCAGCGCUGCCGGAGGAGUUACAGUUUCGCGGGACCCAGACUCCUCGGAACGCAGGCCUUCUGCAUAUGCUCUACUCCUGUGUCAACAUGCUAUUCUGGCGCGUGUUCAUGCGCAUGUCGUACACAUGUCCCGAGCAUCUCAAGUUCGCGCUCACGGUCGAGAAGUGGACCGAGCUCGUGCGGCUCACGGGCGACGCGAUCGACUGGCUGGAACACAACGAGAGGAUGUACGACGUGUGGUUGCUUGUGGCCUACUGUGCCACCUCGUGUGCCCUUGUUCAGUACCACACGUUCGCUCGUCGUCAGGACGAGGAGGCCCAGAACAAGCUGAAGAAGCUCCGCGACUGCAUCCGGCGCUGGGAGGCCGCAAUAUCGUCAGACCAUAUGUCGGCUCGACGCAAGACCGCGGAAAUCAUCACGCUCCUGUACGAGUCGACGCAGCACCCGCUGAACCCCGAGGCCCCCGCGCUGAAUCCGACGGGUGGCGUGAAAGUCAAGCCGCCGCUCGGCGGGCUGGUGUUCCGCAAGGACUCGACGCGUCCUGGUGGCGGCGUCUUCAUAGCGCGGCGUGAUGCCAAUCCCGAGGAUCUGAAGCAUCUGCCCGAAGGAACGGUCAUUCACGAGCAGUCGGAAGGUGAGGCGCCGGCGUCAUCCCCUGAUUCUCAGAGACCCAACACGAUGGCUUGGACUCCAGAGAGCGCAUCGUCUCCGCAGAGCCAGCAGCACCGCACACCAAGUCGUCACCCGCACACUUCCCCGACGAUGGUGAACUACGCGCCGCUCGUGGGCGCCAACUACCCGAACGUGAACCCGGCGAUGAACAACGGGUUUGCGCAGGCGCAGCAGCGAAGCAAUGGCGGCAACGCGAUUCCGCCGGGGCACGUGCAGGUCAUCAAUUUGCUCGACCAGGCGCAGGGCGCGAACGCUCUCGAGCAGCUUGCAAUGGCCGAGGCAGGCUUCCUCGAGGGCAUGCCUGCGACAAUCUUUGACUGGGGCUCGUGGGACAGCUUCUUCGCGCGCAUGAACCAGACGCAACACAGCGCACAACCGCCAGCCGCCGCGCAUUACCAUCAGCAGCCAUACAACUCGGCGCCACCGUCCGGACCCAUGUGACGAAGACGCACACUCUAACCGGACUUAUCUUUCGCUCUCUCGUUCUUCGACAUUGAUGAUGACGGUGACAAUGGACGUGGAGACGAGACGGCCGUUUUGACAUUUUUUCUUUACCUUUUUUUUCUUCAGUUUUGGCUGGAGAACCAGUUUCGUGGUCUUGCGCAGAUACUGGACGUAAUCUAGAUCCGUUAGUGGUUACUCUCGUCAGAGGCGCUUCCCCCCGUACACGCUUUUCC